AUGGCUGUCAAUUCAAAACUUGUGCAGGAAUCUCCGUCACUAUGGGCCCGAUUGAAGGAUAUCGUCCUACCGCCCAUUUUCUGGAUCGCUAAUCGGCUGGAUUCAUUUUUGAUUGUCAGAGUGUUUUUUGUCGUUCCUAUGGCGGUGGCAUGGGCUGUCUGGUAUUUUUGGACGAAUGUAGGGACGUUUAUCAAGAAUGUGUACUUGAGGAUCACAGGCGCAAGUGAGAGGAAAAAGAUGGAAAAGAAUGCUCAGAAAGCCCUCCAGCAAAAGCACCGCUCCACCGAGUCUUUCAAAUUUCCCUCCGAUCAUAUCAUUCGCACUCCCGAAUACAGAUUCGAGCGGCUGGCAGAUUGGAAAUUUACGCCACGCUAUUUCGAGGUUAAGGGCCUUCGUGUACACUAUGUGGACGAAGGCCCUCGGGAGGGAGACCAGAAUUGGUCUGGCGAGACGAUUGUGCUUAUGCAUGGAAAUCCUACAUGGAGUUAUAUGUAUCGUAACGUCAUCCCCGUACUGGCUGAAAGAGGACAUCGAGUCCUGGCAUUAGACUGGAUUGGAAUGGGCCGAUCAGACAAACUAGUAGACGAAUCAGACUACGAUCUGGAUCUGCACAGAGAUACCUUCAAAAUAUUCGUUUACAACCUUAAACUAAAGAACCUAACGUUGGUUCUUCAAGAUUGGUCGGGCCCGAUCGUUCUUUUAUCCCUUCCGGAUCUUCCGUCGAAUACCGCUUCUCGCCUUUUGAUAACUGAUACCUUUCUACCUCCCGAGAAGAUCAGCGAUGCAUCGUUGAGUGCCAUGGCGCUGAUAUUCACUUGGCUCGUAUACACUACUACUUUUGGGCACUUCAUGACUGUAUCUGGCGUUAUACGCUUCAUGGCCCCACAUGUUAAAAGCGCGGCAGUCGAAGGAUACACCGCGCCGUUUCCUUCCUAUAAAUAUGAAGCUGGCGUACGAGUCUUCCCGAAAUUGUGUCCAUUGCCGUACGCGAGAUCACCCGUCGUCAAAGCUUACGCACCCCGCGUACUGCCUGGUGUAUCAUCCCAGAUUGAAAAGGCGGCGCAUGUGGGAGCUUCGUUAGACCGGUUCAGGGCCUUUGCAAACGGGUUCAAGAAUCCUGUGGGGGUUGUGUAUGGAGAGCACGAUGACUUGUUCAAGGACGUGAGGAAGGUCUUCCUGAGCAAGGAGUUAUUCCCUGAUGAAGCCUUCUCGUGGAUAGGUCGAAAGGUUGUGGUCAUCAGAUCGGCUGGACACUACUCGCCUGAAGACAAACCGGAUGUCUUCACCGAGAUUCUGCUUGAUUUUCUCCGGGGAGAGAAGCCAAGCACAGGACUUCCAAUUGUCCUUGCCAAUCAAUGA
Spizellomyces punctatus DAOM BR117 is the source of this 1359-nucleotide messenger RNA. RefSeq lists its product as uncharacterized. The coding region runs from base 1 to 1359 and encodes 452 amino acids. NCBI's taxonomy places the organism in Eukaryota, Fungi, Chytridiomycota, Chytridiomycetes, Spizellomycetales, Spizellomycetaceae. The record is from RefSeq and is a predicted model, not a curated record. The transcript has 7 exons. Gene Ontology annotation, molecular function: epoxide hydrolase activity.